This is a messenger RNA of Paramecium tetraurelia, 3075 nucleotides long. RefSeq lists its product as uncharacterized. Lineage: Eukaryota; Ciliophora; Oligohymenophorea; Peniculida; Parameciidae. The record is from RefSeq and is a predicted model, not a curated record. The transcript is spliced from 7 exons.
AUGGACAACUUUUUGGACAAUAAUAGUGAUCGAAAUAGUGUGAAUGAUAUAAGGAGGUUCGGGGGAGGCACGAGUAGAUAUAAAAAAAAGCAUAGAGGACAUAGUAGGGUUUUUGAUGAUGAUUAUCUAUAAAAAGAGAAGCGAGUCUUUAAAUAAAGUUUGCAAAAACUUUACGAAGAGUCUUUUAUAAAAAAUAUCAUAGACAAUUCAUAUAUUAAAAAAAUAGGCACAUUAAGUACGUAUCAAGUUUAGGUACUUGAUGAUCUGUAAUUCGGAACUGAUAAAUAAAUAGAUGAUAUUGACAAUGUCUUUUACAGUUUCUUUUCAAGUUAUUUAGAUAAAAUAUCUGUCAUCUACCCAUAAAGUAAUUUUAAAAUAUUGUGGAAUUCAAUUCAAGUAUCUACAUUCUUUUUAAUAUUUUUAUGGCUACCCUAUAAAUUAGCAUUUGAAACAAAUUACAUUUCUUAAUUUUAUGAUGAUGAAAAAACAAUGUAGAUCGAAAUUGCUUUUUUUGUGAUAAGUGCAUUUGAUAUUAUUAUUUGCUUGAAUGAGGCCUACAUCCAUAAAGGAAUUAUUAUAAAUUAAAGAUAUCAUAUCAUAAUGAAUUAUCUAAAAACAACGGCAUUACCAGAUAUGAUAAGUAUUUUUGCAUUGCUUUAUGAAUUAAUCCUAGUUCAUUAUUAUGAAAAUUAGUUUAUAGCUUUGUAAAUCACUUUGUGUUUGAUAUAUGGAUUGAUCAAAACUAUAAAGAUGAAAUAGAUCUUUAAUUAGAUUUAAGAAUACUUUAACAUAAAGGGUGCAUUGAAGGAUUGCUUAUAGAUGACUCAAAUAGUAUGUGGCUUGUUAUAUUUCAUUCAUUUGACUGCCUGUUUAUGGCACGGAUUAGGAUAACCUACAUAUAAGUAAACGUGGUUGGAUGUAAAUUAAUUGAGAGGAGCCAAUGAUAGUGCAAGAUAUGCAGAAUCGUUGCAUUGGGCAGCAGUUUACCUUACUAAUGUUGGGUCCACAGAUAUAAUGAUAGCGAAUAGUGAUGAGAAAUAUUUUGCAGCGGCAAUUUCAUUUUUAUCAUUAUUCGUCGUGGGUAUCAUAAUUGUAGCUUUGGGUUUCUUCUUCCACAAAUCUCAAAGAAACAAAAUUUAUUCAGAAUCAAUGAAUUUAAUGAAUAGUUUUAUGUCAAUGAAUAAUAUCGAUUUUAAUUUGUAAGUUCGAAUAAGGAAUUAUUUGGAUUACAUUUGCAAAGCAGAAUAAUCGAUGAUUGAUGAAAAUGUGUCGAGCAUCAUUAACAAAUUGUCAGAAAGGUUAUAGGCUGAAUUGAAAUAUCAAUUAAGAGCAUCUAUUUUAGAAUCAUGUGAUUUUAUUAAGAAGAAUUUUUCACUCAAAUUUCAACAAGCUUUGGUUCCAUUCAUGCAAGAGAUAAAUACAAUACCUGAAGAGAGAGUAGUGGAGAUGAAUAAUAUCGAUGAUUGUUCCAUCUAUAUUAUAAACAAGGGAGAAAUGGAGGUAGUAUUUGAAGCCAAAAAUAAGAUGAAUGUUAAAUUCAAGAGAAAUAAUAUCAAAGUCUUAGAAAAAGGAGAAUACUUUGGUUUUUAUAGUUUCAUUACAAAUUAACCUAGAACAGCAACUGUUGUCUCCAAGGGAUUUGGGAAACUGUUUAAGAUUACUAGAGAUAAUUUUGUAAAUCUCUUAGACCAAUUUCCUGAUGAACGAGAAAUCUUUUACAUGAUCAAAGAUAAAGUGAUAAUCAAUCAGGAUCUGUCCGAUUUACAAAUCAAGUGCUAUGGUUGUAAAGGCAAUACUCACAUGGUCAAUUAUUGUCCAUUCUUGCAUUUCAAUCCAAAUUAGGAUAGAGUCAUCAAACAAUCCCUGUAUCCUCAUUAAUAAGAACGAGAUGAUCCUUAUUAGUACACAUCUAUUUAUAUGUUAUUUAGACCAAGAAAGUCCAAAUUUAUCAAUGCUUUGUUGCAAUAACAAAUAAUAGAAUAAAUAGCAAAAGAAUAUUAAAUGCAAUAGUAUUAAGAUGAAACCUAAGAAGGUACCUAAGCAACACAUGUCCUAAUAUAAGAUGAUGUAUCAGACUCAGAUAGUAGAUCCUACUCAUAGAUGAGAACGCGAUCUGUCUCUAGGGUUAACACACAUUCAAUCUUAUCAAUGCAAUAACAAUCCUCUAAUUACAAAAUUGGUCAAUCUCAUAUGGCUUAGUAAAUGGUUAUUCAAUAAGGAAAUCAUCUUCCGUAAGUGGAUGAAGAUGAAGUUGAGGUUGAAAUAAUUGAAGAUUAAGAACAGGAGAAAAACUAAGAAGCCGAUAAUAAUUUUGAUAAUUAAAUGAACAAUAGAAAAGAAUUCAAUCGAAAAAAUGAUCCUAAAAACACUAUAGAAACUGCUGGAUUCGGUAAUAAAUUUAAUAAACCAUCCAAUGCUGAUCAGAACAUUGAAAAUUCAGAGGAAUCAGAGGAAGACGAAGAAGAAUAUGAAGAAGAAUCUAGUAGUCAACAUUAAUAAUAAAUUGGGAAAUCAGUUUCCAAAGGAUCACAAAGUCCAUAAAAUUCAGGGACAAAUCCAAAUCCAAAAAAUCAGCAAUAAAUGGCUUAGAAAGUCACCUUCAAUGCAUCAUCAACCUAAUAACAAACAGCUGGAUCUGCGGCUAAUAUUAGACCCAGAACCUCAAUCAAAAGGGGAACUACCAAAACAAACAAUACAGCCAUAGUUUUUGAUAAUGUCUUAGCAGCUUUAUAAGAGAAUUAAUAUUUAACCAUUGAAUUUGUAAAUGAUCUAAAAUUUAAAUAGCCUAUCAUUACGUUUCCAUCCGUCGGAGACUUUGAUAAGAUUAUGACGUUUAGAAAGUAUUUCCCACAGCAUAACAUCUCUACAGUGUUAAAACUAAUUGAAAAAUAUCAAAAACAAGUAGAGCAUUUCCCCAUCUAAUCUCUUUAUUCUUUCCUCUAUACUGCAAUCUUUAGAGGAAAGGAGUUAAGGAAAAAGGCUGAAUUAGCCAAAUAGUAGUAAAAAUAGGUUUUAUAUUAUCCAAAACCUACUAAUAAACCGUAAAAGAGAUAGCUUACUAAAAGAUAGGUUUGA